Molecule: messenger RNA, 2094 nt
Organism: Exophiala aquamarina CBS 119918
Lineage: Eukaryota; Fungi; Ascomycota; Eurotiomycetes; Chaetothyriales; Herpotrichiellaceae
Exons: 3
Coding region: 1-2094 (697 amino acids)
Biological process (GO): double-strand break repair via nonhomologous end joining
Cellular component (GO): nucleus
Molecular function (GO): DNA binding; DNA-directed DNA polymerase activity
Source: RefSeq, a predicted model, not a curated record
AUGGCUCCUGAUCAAAGGAAGAAAGAAAAGGAGCAAUUUUUUGAAGACUUGUCUCGCCUUGAUCAGUUUAGUGACGAUGGAGACGAAAAUGUGGACUUUUUGUUCCAGCAAUCACGCCCUAGUUCACCGCCUUCCGUACGAGCGAUAGAAGGCUUCUUGGUAACUGAAAAUGAUGUCUUUGUCUCUCAUGCGGACAGUCACACAUCACAUGCGCAUCGAAAGCGAAAGGCUUGUGAGAACAAGCCAGUGUCGAUGCCGAGCCUCCAAACUGCGGAUCCUGUACCUCAACCCAUCGGACCAUCUUCCUCCCCUCUUCGAGACAGUAAAAAGCCCAAGCCUGGAAGCCUAAAGCGCUUCAAGUCGCAUCUUGACAACCCAGAUCCUUUGUGGCGGAAAGGUGAUCCAGUGUUGAAGUAUGUUGCAGAAGAUUUCAUACCCAACGAGGAGAGCAAACUAAAAGAUCCCAUUUACCGAUUAAGAAUCCGGAAAUCAAUCCAGCAUGGUGCAAUGUGGGCCAGAAUCUGGAGCGGAGACGUGACGCAUAUCAUUGUAUGCGAUGAUCUCAAUUGGUCGCAAGUAUCAAAAUGCUUCCAUGGAGGCGAAGUCCCAAAAAGUCCAAUUCUCGUCCUUGUAGAUUGGGUUGUAGAAAGUGUCAGAUCGAAGUAUUCUCCAAAUAUUUGCUCUUCCAGAUAUCAAGUGCAAGGCUCAAUUCGUCACGAAUCGAGAGCAGUGCAGGAUAAACUGGUACCCGAUCGUACCAGGUAUGGGACAGCCGUGGGUAACCACACCAAUCGCACACUUCUACCAGGUAAAAGCCAGUCGCCGGCUCGAGAGAUCCGCAAAAUAUCGCCCACCGAGGUACCUUCCAUCGAUGAAGUCUCUGAGAUUCAGCAUGCAUACAAUGAAGAUAGUCUUCAGGAUGCUAUAAAGGAUGUGCAGCAGCUUGGUAUCAUUCCUGUUGAUUCAACUUUUGGUGACGCCCCCAAGUGCUUUGCAGAUGGUAUGGAUGAGGAUGCCGAGUUGAGAUAUCUGAAACAAAGUGACAAGAUUAGGAAGGAGAAUGAGGGUUUCCUCUGCAUGGAGAAACAUGAGGGUAACAAAGAUAACCCGAAUUCCAGAACUAUAAAAGUGCUUCAGCAGAUGGCCACUUACUAUGACAGAAUUGGCGACCACUGGCGCACCACUGGAUACCGGAAGGGGAUCGGUGCUCUGCGAAAACAAAGUCAAUUAAUCCGAACCAAGCAGGAGGCUCUCGCAAUCCCUCAGAUCGGAGAGAGACUGGCAGAGAAGAUCGAAGAGAUAGUGACAACAGAGCGUCUGCGGCAACUCGAAUACACCAAACUGGAUUUGAAGGAUCAGGUACUUCAGCUUUUCAUGGGCAUUUAUCAUGUCGGCUAUCCCACUGCGUCCAGAUGGAUCGCACAGGGUCACCGUACACUGGAUGAGCUUAUUCAGAACGUCCAGUUGAAUGCAAACCAACGGAUUGGUAUUGAACAUUAUGAAGAUUUCCAAAAACGAAUUCCACGAGCUGAGGUAGCCGAACACGCAUCCAUUGUUGAGAAGGUCCUCGCAGCCACCGAUGAUGGCCUGCAGAUGAUAAUUGGUGGUUCGUACAGAAGAGGCGCCCGAGACUCAGGGGACAUAGACCUCAUCAUCACGAAAGAAGGUGCUAGCCUAGAGCAUAUCCGAACACUGAUGAUGGAAGUAGUUGUUCCAACCCUCACAGCUCAAGGUUUCCUUAAAGCAAAGCUCGCUGCUGGAGGCCCUCAUGAGAUGUCAUCUAAGUGGCAUGGUGCGUGCGCUCUACCUGAAUCCGAAACGUGGAGACGCAUCGACCUGUUGUUCGUGCCAUGGGCGGAACUGGGAGCAGCAUUGAUAUAUUUCACCGGUAAUGAUAUUUUCAACCGCAGUUUAAGGCUGCUGGCAAGUCGAAAACAGAUGAGGCUGAACCAGCAUGGCCUUUAUGCAGAUGUCAUGCGUGGACGUGGCCGAGAGCGAAUCACAGAAGGCACGCUACUGGAAGGACAGGAUGAGCUGCGCAUAUUUGAGCUACUUGGUGUGCCUUAUCGACCACCUGAGCAUCGACAGUGUUAG